GACCUGUUUGGUGAGACGCGAUGAGGACAAGUUGUUUAUAGCUUUGGGAAUACCCAAAAGCGACACUCUCUUAGUGUGUUGUGCCUGUCAAUAGAGAGGGCCAGGCUAGUAUAGAGUCUUAGUUUACCUUUCCUUCAGGUGUUGGACUAAAUAUCUGGACGCGAUCUGCCUUCAUGGUGACGUGCCGUUAGUAACUCGUAUGAUCGUUUUAAUUGAGGCUGUCUUUCCAAAAGCAGCCCUCGGCUUGCGUGUUCGUGUUUUGGAGAGUUGAAGAAAAAAAAAAAUUUUUUUUUUUAAACCUGUAGUUAGGCCAAGGCGUGUUCUACUGUCUCGUGUUGGACUUCGAGCUAUUCCGUGUGUUGGACGCGUUCUGUGCUGCCGCGUGGUUCUUUUGUGUAUACACCAGCUGUGUCUCAAGGCGAGAGCAGGCUGAUGUUGACAAGUCCUGUGCUAGUUUGAUAUAGGUAUUGUGUUUAUAUCACGUGGAUACUAAGUGAAUGUGUCGUCUUAAGGUAGAGCUAGAUCUUUAAAAAAAAACUUUUUGUGUGUGUGUUCGGUUGUUUACUUACGCGAUAUUCUGUCAUUUUGUGGAUUAUAUGUGGAUUUCAUAAGUUUUGACCGUGUUAUGGUCAAGUGGAAGUUGCCGGAUACAGGGGGAUAUGAAAUGGUCAUCGUGACAUGAAACUGUUUUUUUUUUUUUGCUUUGAUCUCGAUUGGAUAGGCGUUUUCGGUACACAGCGCAUUGACAUGGUGUGCAUACAGUGUAAACACGAAUGUCACGUGACUGAUAUAAAUAUAGAACAUUUGGUUGAAAAGAACAGAUUAUAGGCAGAGACGAUGGCUGGAUAAAUGCCAUUCUGUUUGACAUUUGACCUCUCCUCGCUACGAAGUCCAGCAACGCUUGUCAAGAACAUGAAUGUCCAGACGUAAACGGGGAACGAGGGAGGGCCGUUCUUGUCCACCACACGUAAAUGGGGAAUAAACAGGGCACAGCGGGCUACGGGUCUCAUGGCAUUGACACCCGGGCCAGAAGCUGGUCAUUCCACGGCGUCAGCAGCAGGAAGAAGAACGCUUUCGGCGCCGGGGGCGUCAGUCCGGGGUCAGGGAGCAAGAGCUCCUCGCUUGACGACGGAAAACGAGGCAGGAGCUCCUCUGUUCACGAGGGCAGACACCGGCGACACAACGCAGGGGUCGUCGCUAAUAUCGCGGCGCUCAGGAAAGGCGACGCCACCGGUGAGGACGACGACGACCCGCAGCAUGAGAAAAUAAUCAGCCGGUGUUCCAGCUUGGAUGACGUCAUUUCGAACUUUGACUACGCCUCUGGGAAAGAAGGAGUAGGGUCUCCUGGGUCAAGGAGUGUGCUCUCUGACAUGGUGGAAUACAGUGGUAAAAAGCUACACGUGGACAAAGCUGAAACGGCCCCAGUUAAGUGUGACACCAGCGGGGAUCCGUGGGUUCCACGAUCUGAGAAACCUCAUCGAUCCUCGUUACGUGAGAAAAGGGGACCAUCGUGUAGAAAAGAACUAUUUCGAGAUUACGUAAUAAAGCCUAGUCAUUGCGACAUGGUCGAGGGCAAUAACCCCUCGUUAGAAACAGCCAGCUUGCAUUCCUUAAAAUCAUCCCCACAGAGGCUUGGCAACAGGCAUAAAAUUCUCGUGAACGCUAAUAAAAGCGAGGAUGAGAUCGAGGCUCAGAUGGUGACCUCCCAAAGUGAUCACAUGGCAGGUCAAACGGACAUUCCUACGUCAGCAAAAAUCUCCGGUGAAAUCAUCACGGCUCUCCAUGCCGAUGUAAAUAUCGAGUCUACAGAGAAAGACAAUGUUGAAAACAAAAUAUUUCCCGCCAUUUCGAGACAUUCCACGAGGUCAAGCAACGGCGCGUGGUCCUCGCCCUCAAACACGUCCUCCAAAGGAACUCUUCCAUCACGAGCGCCUGUCACCACUGGAGAGAUAGUCAACGUUUCUGAGUGCAUCACUAGCACAUCCGCUCUGCAGCCUAACGUAGUGGACAAACAAAGGAGGCUACAGCGAGGGGCGCAGUUGCCGAAACAGCAUUCGUUGGACGAGAAGGUGGACAGAGACAUUGUAGAUGAUGUAAGAUUAGGCCAGGGUGUGAGCGCGUCACCUUUAUUUCAAUCUCGUCCAGAGAAAGACGUCCAGUUUCAAAGCAACAUUUUGCAAGGUAGUGCUGUAACAAACACUGUGACUUUGUCUUCGAGUUAUAACUCUAUCAGUCUCUCAAACCUCGCCACACGCUCGUCUUCCUCGUCGUUUUCGUCACAUCAAAGCAAUACGAACCGUUCUUCGUCGCGUGAAUUGCAGUGUCACCAGAGGGACAACUUGAGUGGUCAAGACGCUGACCAGACGUCCGCGAAGGACACCACAGCGCUGGUGACCAGAAGCUGUGUUCAGCUGGAGGUGGGCAAAAAGUUGACCGUUCGUGAUAAGCGUUUCAGUCUUGACCUCAGCAAACUGAGAGGUCAGCGCAGCAGCAGCUCUGAUGAUUACAACAGGGCUCUGGCCACAUUGAGCGAGACCACAUCACUUAGCCACAGCGUGGACGAGAUGACCAAAGGCGUCUCCCAGACAGAUAAACAGGGGGCUCAACCGAGCAGUUUCUCUGACCACUACAUUGACACACUUGGAAGGAGGAGAAAACGCCCCCAGAGUCAAAACCUAACUGAAGUAGGGAGUGACUUCCCCCAAAGUGGCGCCUUAGUGGGAACAGCUUUAAACGUUUCACUUCUGGAACAGCAGCAAACAUUGGCAACACCUUUUUCUGAACAUCAUAGUGAUACACAGAGGGUGUCCACUGCUGUCCAAAAUUUUGCCACCACAGUGACCACCACAGACUCUGGCUACAACACAGGUAGGCGUCACCUUCACAGCGACCAGACGGCAACUAGUCCAACCUUUGCCAUACCCUCCAGCCAGCAUUCUCACUGUUACUAUAGCGACAUCGACGCCCGCACUCCCUCUCGACACCCCGGCACCCCGGUGAGCUGCACAGUAAGUCAGACAAGAAGUGACAGCUGUGAAUCUGACUAUAGCAGUGCCAACAAAGCUGCAUUCAUUUCAACAGCGCCAUGGAUUGUUUCAACCGCUGCAAGUUUUCACCACGAGCCGGCAGCCAGCAAUCAAAAGCGCGAGCCACACGCCGAGGUCUUCAAAGAAGCCUCACAGUCAGGGGAUGAUAGGCUCGCUGCUGGGGACCACAAAGCUGCACCAACGGACAAAACGAACUACUGUAGAUCAGAAGUGGUUUACUUUGGAGGUCAGUCGAGUUCACCAGAUGAAGAUAAGUUUGCUAAAGGUCUGUUGAUGAUUGAUGACGAAGGAGAUGAGCCUGUAAGUUACACCAUCGAUCAUACAGUGGUCGUGAAUCAAAGAGAUACCAACCACGUGAACUUACAACCAGGGGACGUAACUCAUUUCGUGACUCAUUCCUCACGGAAAUACAACUCUACAUCUGGCCUAGACUCCUGUAAGUUGGACACUGGUCAAGUGGGUGAAAUUGGAGAAAGCACUUGUAGUAGACUCGGGGAAAACGAGGUCAUUAGCCAGAAACUCGUCGGGGAGUGUGUUUCGGUUGUGUCCCCUGAAUUCGGUGAUAACAUUGCAAGUUGUGACUCCGGUGUUACACAGCAGCUCGCGGGCACCGUGACAAAUAGUACUCCAGGAUUACAGACAGCAUCCACUGCACUCGCGCCUCACUGGGACGUUGGUGGUAAGGAGAGAGACAGAUGUGAAGCCACUGCAGGUGAAAUAUCGCUCACGAGCGCCGAGCGAGGGGGAGAACAAAGGCUUGAAUGUUACAGACACCGCUCUACGGAGGAGGAUUCGGAGGUCGCUGUUGAUAACGAAGAAUUCGCCCCGACCGCAAAUAGACUUCAGCUUAAAAAUAACACGCCUGACGUCACGGCUGAAGACGAAAUACGGGGAGAGAGUGAAAAUAAAAGUCGGUGCAGUCUAUUUCAGUCACAGCUUCAGGAUGGCAAGACGGAAUCAGUUAUGAGCCAGUCGGACCGUAAAGACUUUACAAAGGGGACGUCAGCCAAUAAUUUAACAGGAUAUCAGCUGUCUUCUGGUGGUAGUCUCCCCUUGUCAACUGCCGCUUCAUUAACCCAGGCCUCGACGGGGGCGUUCAAUGACGCAGUUGUCCAAACUGGCAGAGCGGACAAAACGACAUGUCUAAAUUUGUCCGGACAGGCGGUCGGGCACGGACCGGGAGAAAACGAAUUAGCUCCUAGUCGGGCAGGUAGAGAGACGGCAUGCGCUGUCGACAAUAACAGUUCUGACCUCGGCCAAUGUCACCAACCUGUUGAUGGGGACUCCAAGAACAAUAACCACACCAACACGGAUUACGAAAGCGUGGCCGAGUUUCGAUGGGUACCACAGCGGGCCUCGCGUGGCAGUGUUUCGCGAAACUGUGACAGCAGGGAGGCUACCACGCCCACUUCACCGCUGGGUAUCCGCAGCCGGUCGCCCGCCCCUCUGCACGCUCGAGACUCGGAAUGUUUACAAAACGUUUCCACUGCCACGACACACACACAACAGUUGGAUUGUGCUGGCGAUUUGAUUCAUUGUGAAGUGGUGUCAGCGGGACGGGAAGUAACCGAUUCAACAACUACGCAACAAUUAGCUGAUGGGAUUACCCUCGCCAAGUCCUCGGUGUCAUUGACAAGUGUUUCUAACUUUGGAUUAACGAGUGCUUAUAAUGUAAGUGAUAGUAAUCUUGUCUCAGCUAACGAUAGAAAGCCGAGAGCUAUAUUUAAACACACCAUUGAUAAUGCUCGUGAAAACAUCCAAUCAGAUUACUUGUCGACGUUGGUUAGUAGCAACGAGAAAGCCACACCUGAGGAUUCUAAAAAUAAUUCCUCGCGCCUUUGCAUGGAAGUGACCAACCCGGGCUAUGAAACGGACAGUCUUGAAAGGCACGCUGCCUCGGCCGCAUCGAAACUGAGAGAGGUUUCUCAGAUUCUGUAUGCAGACAAACUGUCUGGUCACUGGAAUCUGUCAAACCGUCUAGCCGAGUCGGGCAGCCAGGGGAAGACAGCCAGCACGAAGUUGUCCCCACUCUCUCGUGAGUUAAGCACCUCGGAGAACUUUAUCGGACAGCUGAGUAAACGUCGAGGCACUGCCGUGUUGCUGCGAGACUUGUCCCUCUCUGAGAAUAGCAUGCUGGACUCGUUAGAGAAUGAAUGGCCUUACACUGGGGAUUCGAACUUUAAAAAUUGCUUUGAGCCGUCGGAAGAAUUCGCUGAAAAUGUUAAAUCUAUCUACUCCCAAGGAGAGAAGAGUUUGAAUCUUUCUGACUGCUCAUAUCCUCUGGACGUGGUCAAGUCUUACACGGCAGGAGGUUUUCAGGAGUCCACUCCACCUGACCAGAACCUUCCUUCUCCGGACACGUCCAGAAAUAUCUUGGACAUCAGCGCUAGUCUUGAGAUGUUGGACUCUGGUAAUAAUACUGGCGGUGAUGGUCUUGAUGACGACUUCCUGUUCGAAAUGAGACCACGCACUAACUCGGCCACGUCCGUUGAGCUUGGCGCCAAGGCUAGAGGGAGAAUCGCCAUGGGGAUGGCGAGUGCAAGAAUCAGAAGGUCUUAUGCAAGUCCUGUAAAAGAGAAGUAUUCGCCCCUGGCUUUACAGGAUGUGUAUUCUAGAGUAUUAAAGAGUCAGAUGGUGUCCUCACCAGGGUUUGUGACUCCCCCAAUGUCACACGCUUCUUCCCUAAGCGGGACGUGUUCUCCUGUACACCAGAUGUACCAACCACGAAUGCACUCAUCCAGCCCCAUUCGAAACCAACCCGGGGCGCCGUGUCAGGGGGAGCGUGUGACAAGCCCUCUGUGUUCGCUUCCGCCAACGAGCUAUGAUGAAGAGGAAGAAAUCGAAAACAUGGAACCAAGUGCCCAAUAUCAGCAGCCUUCCAGCGACGGCCCCAUACAAUCUUUAAAGCAUUCUAACAGCAUUGACGUUCCAAACAGAGCUUCGCACCAUUCUGGAAUGGGGCACUCACACAGCAUCGACAUGCCUUACGUUGCUCACUCGGUCAACUUUAACGUGCCACGCCAACGCCACUCUCUGGACAGUGGUCAGAGGUACCUAUCUCAAUCGGCGGACUUCUCUCACGGAGGCUUCCACCAUUACUAUCACUACCAGCACGCUCUCUAUCCCGCUCCUCCUCGCGACUUCCUCGGCCAGACCUCGCCAUCUUUCGAAUGCCUCGCUUCCAACAAGGAGAACGUCAUGCAACUGUCCUCGUCUUUUCCAGCGCAGCCUAGUCACUACCACGCCCUGCACAGCCCCAUGUCUAGGGCGAGCAUUAACCUGGCUCCUUUACCUGAGGAGCACCCUGCACCGAACAGCGGAUCGCCGCUUGGCUCUGGGGUUCAGGGAUCGCCUGGCUUUCACCACCGGUAUCACGUGGUUCCCAACUAUCGUGACCCUCCCUACCCUGUCCACUACGGCGCUCGUUACUCGCCACACCCGAUGUACAGCUCACAGCUUCCGAAGCAGAGAAGCAGCUCAGUUCACAACAUUCCUUCCCAUGAGGCUUUCUUGAGUGACCACCACGGCGGACACCCGUGCCCAGAUUUGGGCUAUGCCACUGGGAGGGUGGCGCUGGGAGACUCUAGCAACAGGCAUUUUUACCUGCAGGAAACUAGGAGUGCCAGCCCCUCCACCAAGUUCCAACCCAUCUACCUGUCCGGCAACGCCGACAUGACGGCCAGGCUCAGAGGAUUUAACCCAGGCCGUCCAUUAGAACUGGCCGAUCGCGCGUGGAGCUAUAGCGUGACGUCACUAGUGGACGGCUCUGCUGGAAAUUCUGGAUUAUUCUAUAAUGACCAAGACUCCGCCAUGAUGGAUUCAAUGGACGUGUGUCCAGCCUGCCACCGGCCAUUUGAUGCGGGCAAGAAGAGGAAGCUGAUAGACUCGUGCGGCCAUGAGCGAUGCUACACCUGUAUGUUCAACAGUGAGAAGUGCCCAAUCUGUGAUGCACAAGCUCGAAUGCAGAGAGACGCCCCUCGGCCAUUAGUUGACCCCUCAGGCUACACAGCGCAUAGGCCAAAGCUGAAAACGAAUGGCCACUUGGUGUCUGGCAACAUUAAACAGAGGCAGGAAGUGCCAGAGUUACCUCCACGUGCUCGUAUGACGCCGUCCCCGUCAGGUGGCGUGACGAAGAUGGGCCCACCUGUCCCAGCCAAGCCCCCGUAUCACUUUCCGCCCAGCUCCGCCGCCGCCCUGGGGCCGCCCACCCACAUCGUCGGGUACCGGUACGACAGCCGCAGCCCCAACCACUACAGCAGCGACUCGGCCCUGGGCUCGCCAGACGGAUACACAAAGUCUACGGUUUCCAUGGCAACGGCAGAGGGCGAAAAUGGUAACAACAGUCCACCUCCACCACCUCCAGAUGUAGCCCAGAACGAUCUUAUGAUGAGGCUGGGUCUACUCUUAGGGGAUCGAGUCCCCCCGCCACCUGGGCCUGUGGUCAACCACAGCGCUGGCCAACAGCCAGGAGGGGACCCAGGGUUCAACACCAUUUCCUCCUUGUCCAGCAGCGAACACACACCAGAGAGGGGCCUGUCUGACACCAGCCCAAUGUCCACUCUGACAGUCUCAUCUGGAAGUGAGCUGGGUACACCAGCACAUACCACAAGGAGCCACCCCACCUCCUUGUACCCAGCAGGAUCCCGAGACUUCAGCGCUGACAGUGUGACGUCACUGAUGUCAACAAGCAGUGUCAGCCCACAGACUACAACUCAGAGGCCACAUUCAAUAACUACUUCGACUCCUGGUGCUAUUGAAGAGCUUCCCAUGUUUGGUGGGAGACGGAGAUCCUCUUUGAACAGAUCUGUCAGGGGAACUGUAUCUGAUGGGAAAGGUCGCUUCACUCCAAUCAGGCCUCCACAACUUCAAAUCAAACCAAUUCACUUUGAAGUGCCGCACCCUGAGGGCAAGCCUGUCUUUGUUGGCAGAGCCUGGCUCUUCAGUGAGUUGGAGUCCGUCCUGUGUGGUGACGGCGGAGGGAGGCCUGGUGGCGUGGUCAUCAUUGGUGGACUGGGCAGCGGCAAGACAGCUAUUGUGGAGCAGCUGGUGGAGCACAGCAGCUUUGGGGAGAGUGGUACCUCCAGUGCCAUGAGUCAGAAGUUGUCUGCCCCUGGUCAACAGCCUCGCAGUUCCUCCAGCUCCCAGCUGACUGACUACGCCGCCCUCAACGGGUUGGGCUUCCAGGUGGUGGCGUACCACUUGUGCCAGGCUGACAACAACACCACCUGCAUGGUGGCAGACAUGGUGUCCAGCAUUGGGGCUCAGCUGGCCAGGGCUCCUCAGCUCACAGCCUACCGGGAUUUAUUGCUACAGGAACCACAGCUUCAGAGUCUUCUAAGUCUUCGUGACUGCAUCCAGAAUCCAUCUUUAUCUUUUCUGAAAGGCAUUCUGGAGCCACUUAGGAUGCUGAAGAAUGCUGGGAAGAUUUUCUCAGACAGCUGCAUGAUACUUGUGGAUUCCUUGAAUGAGGCAGAGUUUCACAAACCUGACUAUGGCGACACAAUCGCAACCUUCCUGUGCCGUCACGCCAACAAGUUUCCGUCAUGGCUGAAACUGGUUCUCACUGUCCAGACAGCCCUACAGGAGAUCACAUCCUCCUUGCCCUUCCACCGCAUCUACCUGGACAGACAUGGCGACCAGUCUGAGAAUGUGUCCAAAGACAUUGUGGAUUAUGUGGAUUACAGAGUGUCCAAGAGUUCGGCCAUCCGAAACAACAUAGCCAUCAACAGCCGCCUGGACAAAGAGAUUCAGUCCAAGUUCUCAGCCCACAUCCAGAGCAUGAGCAAAGGAAGCUUCCUCUAUGCAAAGCUCAUCCUUGACCUCAUUGAACGAGGUCAGCUCGUCCCAAAAUCGUCCAACUACAAAGUCCUCCCAGUGAACUUAUCGGAAAUAUUUCUUCUCCAUUUUAAUUUGAAGUUUUCCAGUGUGCGUGCUUUUGAAAGAGUUUCGACAAUCCUGGGAGUUUGUUUAGCCGCUCUGUACCCUUUGACCUUGGAAGACAUUUUCCUGACUGUCAAUUCGGGAUUUACCCAGAAGUACAUUAGUUGGGAAGACUUUGUUCAGAGGAUAAAUAUUAUUUCAGGAUUUCUUUACCGUCGUCAUGACAACACCUACAUGUUCUUCCACCCUGCUUUCAGGGAGUGGCUCAUAAGAAGAGACGAAACUGAUUCUCCGAAAUUUCUCUGUGAUCUUCGCAGUGCUGAUUUUGAUUAUCGAAAUGGGCACGCACUUAUGGCCUUUCGACUGUCCAGAGUCUCAGCUCCUCUGACCCCUGACAAGACCAUAGAGCUGGGACACCACAUCCUGAAGGCCCACAUCUACAAGUCCAUCAGCCGCCAGCUGGGCUACUCUUCCCGUGACAUGCAGGCCUACUGGAUGUGUUUGAGUUCCUACAGUCUGAACACUGCCUUAGUGUCUCAGAGGAACAUUUUCUCUCCCAAUGUCAAGGUCAGUCGACUGAUCCUACUGUCCGGUGCUAACCCCAAUACCAAGACUGAAUAUUUGAACAACUCCCCCAUCCUGUGUGUGGCAGCCAGGGAAGGAUUUGUGGACAUGGUUUCACUGCUGAUUGAAUUUGGAGCUGAUCCCAACGCAGCCUCAGACACGUCCAUGACUGCCCUCUGCCACGCUGCAGCCGCUGGUCAGCUGGAGGUCAUGAGGAUAUUGUGUAGGAAAAAUGCCAGACUAUCAGCCCAGGACAAUCAAGGUCAGUGUGCUGCAAUACAUGCAGUCAUUCAUGGCCAGAGAGAUGCUCUCAUCUUCCUGCUCCAGAGCAAGUGGCCAGUGGUCACUGGUGAGCCCACCAAAGAUGAAGCCAUCACUCAGUCGUUUGUGGCUGCUGGAGCCACAGGCAACAGACAGAUCUUGGAAUACCUACACCAAAACUACAGUGGUUCUAGACUUAACUUGAUGGACACCUUGUUGCAAGAAACUGCUUUGACUGCCGCUUGUCUUCAUGGUAGAAGAGAAACUGCUCACUUCCUGUUAGACUGCGGUGCAGAUGUGUCACUUCCGAACAGCAAGUCCUUCACCCCACUGUUGUGUGCCGCCAAGUCUGGCAAGUGGGAGAUCUGUGAUAUGCUGAUGGCUGCAGGUGCUGACAUUUCCACCCCUGACAAGUAUGGGCGAACGCCUCUUAUGAUAGCCGCUAGCGAGGGUCACAUCCGAGUGGUCAACUUGUUGCUAGAGAAAGGAGCAAAACAGAACAGUACAGACAAAGAAGGCCUGACUGCCCUCUGCUGGGCUUGUCUUCGUGGUCACAUGUUUGUGGUAGAAGCUUUGGUGAAACAGGGCUCUGAUGUCCAUCACACGGAUAACAGUGGACGCAGUCCUCUCCAUCUGGCUGCCUUCUUCGGAGAUGCCAAUAUUGUCCAGUAUUUAGUUGACCACGGGGCAUCCAUUGAGCACACAGAUCUGAGUGGCAUGAGAGCACUGGACAGAGCAAUAGCCUCAAGGAACACAGCGGUCAUUGUUUGUUUUCUUAGGAAAGGAGCAAAACUUGGUCCAGACACUUGGGCCAUGGCCGCAGGCAAAACUGACGUCCUACUACUUCUGUUGAACAAGCUUAUGGAGGAUGGUAACAUGCUGUAUAAGAAAAAUCGUAUGAAGGAAGCCAGUCAGAGAUACCAAUAUGCAUUGAAAAAAUUCCCCAAAGAGAACAGUCCUGAAGAAGCUCAGACAUUUAGAGACCUGAGACUUACCUUCCUAUUGAGUUUAUCUAGGUGUAAAAGAAAACUAAAUGAUCUACAAUCAGCUGCUGACCUAGCGACCAAAGCUCUGGAGAUCAAACCAAAUUGUUAUGAAGCUUACUAUGUUCGGGCCAGGGCCAAAAGAGAUGAAAGACAUUACUCAGCCGCUCAGCAGGACCUUAUGGAAGCUUUGCGGCUAGCCCCUAAGAACAAAGAACUCCAUCGGCUGCUGACCAAAAUGAAGGAGGAGUGCCUUGAGCAGCAGGCUCGCUAUGAAAGCAAUAUGUCAGCCGGAGGUGCCAGAUUGGACAUGGACAGAAUCUCCGAGGACGAGGACUCUCUAGCCAUUGAUGGACAAUACGUGGACGAGACAGCGUUAUGACAUGAGGCUGAGGGCAGGUGGGGCAAGGACAAAGUGUAGGUCAGUGCUGGCCGACUUGUUUCAGCCUGUUAGGGGGGCGCCACUUAGAUUUGGCCAGCAGGCUGUAGGUUGAAAAUCACUGGUUUAAAAUAAAGACCCAAGCUCUUUCAUACAAAUGUUGUUUAAGUUUGAGGAAAAAAAAAAAAAAGAUUGAUAAUAGCUCAAAGAAAAAAUAAACAGAAAUAAUCACCAGAUAUUUUUUUCUAACUUUAGCCAUUACUUUGAAUAAUGACUUUUCUUAAAAACGAAAAUAAAUAUUUUUGGAUCACUUUGAUUUUGUUGCAUUUAAGUGUAUUGUUUAAAGAACUUAUUUAAACAGUCAUCUAACUGUUUUUUUUGUUUUUUUUCAUAAUGUAGAUUUAGAAAUUAAACCAGCGUUUUGUCUAAUCACAUUUAUUUAAUCAUGUUUGUAGACUCUUCAACCAUCACCAAUUGUUUUGUCAUGGUUCUAAAUACACCCAGAGUUGUGUCCCCUUACUGCCUUCCCUCAUAAAGAUAUUUAUAUAGGUUUGUUGUGACCUUUGACACCACUUCCUGGAGUGCAGGAAAUGUUUUCCCCCCAUAUGUUUGUUGAUAAAGUAUAAAUAGAAUGUAUUUAUAUUUCAGCAUUCUUAGUUCGACUCAAGUGAACUAGUUUGUGAUCUGGAAUUGUUUCCCUUUGUGCUGCUGUUUUCUUUAUGUACAUUAACACCUGAGCACAGCUGUUCCUAAGAACACAGCUGUUUCUAAGAACACAGCUGUUUCUAAGAACACAGCUGUUUUACGACUCACAGCUAUAGGUGUGUUACGACAUGGCUCAUUCAGCCAAUCAACUAACUAAUCUACUAAGUAGCCUGAGUUACAGUAGUAAGUUAUUCGUCGAAAUGGCUUAUUCCGACCUUGUUAAAAUGAAGUUUGUUGUUUUAUUUUGUAGAUAAACCAAAUCUUUCAUUGUGCGAGUCCAGAAUUUAAACAUUUUUUUUUUGUACUGAGAUGAUACCUGAUACUUUUGGUAGUGUUAAAUCUUGUGAUUUAUUUGUUAUGGGACAAGUAAACUUUAUUUAUAUUCAUGGGAGGUGCCACCUGGAUAAAGAUGUUUCCUGAAGAGUUUACAUUGCAGGCCCUUUAGUGUUCCUGUAGUGUAAGCACAUAGAUAAAAACAAAAUUCUGGAUUCUUUCUAGAACUGGGACUGUAAGGAAAAUGUAGAAGCAGCUCGUGUGUUUGCAGGUGCUUAGGACUCAAUUUUUGUAAUAAAAUAAUGCUAUGUUCAAAGACCUGACAAUUUGUUUUCAUUUUAUAAAUUUUGUUUGAAUGUUUAUACAAUAUCUCCAACAAAUUUCUUGUUCUUUUAGGAUCAUGUGAAUUUUAUUUGUAAUUUUUUUAAUCUUCUUUUUCUUAGCAUAUUUAAUUAAUUUUAAAUGUGAAAAUAUGCCAACUCAUGAAACCUGUCUGGGAACUCAGAUUAAUUUUAUGAAACUGCAGAGGUAUUAUUUAAACUGUAACGAGCCACACUUAUAUACAUUGUUUGAAAAUAUCUCAAUGGUCCUAGGUUUGGACUCUUUCCACCACCAUUCCCUGCAAUCCUGUGUCUAAGAAGCUCUAAAGGAAAAUCCAAAACGCAUAUAGCAAACAAAUAAACAAAGCUUGUAAAGAUCAAGUCAAUGAACUAUAAUAUUUAGUCCUGAAUGUCUGUUAGUAGUUUUCUGAAUGUUUGUUAGUAGUAAUUACAGUUAAAUCCUUUAAACAUAAAAACACUUCAUUGCUAAAAAUAAACCCAGAAAAACUCUAGUGAAUAAAAAAACUUUAAUCUUAAACACAUCCUUUUUGUUACACAAGAUUUUAUUUUUGUCGUGUUUUGUUUUUAUGAGUUCAUUUUAUCCCAGCUGAUUGAAAAUUGAUAUUCAAGUCUGAAUUUCAAAUAGGUCUUUACAGAAUUAUUUUUCCCCCCACUAAACUCAAAGUUGGCAAUUGAUCUGGCCUUUUCUCUCUUUGUGAUUAUAUUAAACCUAGAACUUUGAUGUUUUACCCUGUAGCUGUUUCCUCUUUGACUGUAAAUACAACUUCUUAUUACUUAAAGGCUAAAAUUUGUCUAAGGCGCAAUUGUUGAACUUAUAAAUUCCAUUGCUGAUGUUUGUUUUUUUUUAUAACAGACUCAUUUGAUAUGUAAGGUCAUAGUGCAUGCUUGAAAUGUUGUCAAUUUGUACAAUUUUAUGCCAAGCACCCAUGUGAUUGUUGUUGGGUCUUCAUGGCUAUGUACAGAGAGGCACAUUAAUGUUGCCCUGUGAUGUCCACUAUGACAAUGUGAUGUCCAGCUUGUCUUAAAGGACAAAGUUUCUUCGAAAAAGAAUAUGAUUUUAUAUGUACUACUACUGCAAUGCUAUAGUUACAUUUUUUUAUAUCUGAUUUUGUUUUGUCUGGCUUUGUUUUAAUAUCUUUAUAAUGUAAUAUUUAUAAUGUACUUGAAGUUAAAUUGUUUCUUGUAUUUAUAAUCUUGCAAGUUAUUUUUUUUUUCUGAAUUACUUGUGAACUUGUUGACUUCUGCGGAUGAAUACAUUAUGGACGAAUAUGGUGGUACACUUCUUUCAUGUUGUAGAAAUAUAGUGGUCAGUGCUAUGCAUACUGUCACCUGACUAUCCACUAUCUAAUGGCUUGUAGCUCUGUCUUGAACAUAGAGAGAUAGGUCAUAGAACUUUUUUUUUUGUAUUUAUUUUGUGCCAUUAUGUAAUGUCAAUGAAUUUUUUAAGCUUUUUUUUUUUCCACUUGUGUUUCAAACAAAAUAACAUAUGAAAAUCUACAA
Molecule: messenger RNA, 13933 nt
Organism: Biomphalaria glabrata
Lineage: Eukaryota; Metazoa; Mollusca; Gastropoda; Planorbidae
Exons: 23
Coding region: 972-11117 (3381 amino acids)
Molecular function (GO): protein binding
Source: RefSeq, a predicted model, not a curated record